Messenger RNA from Rattus rattus (black rat), 1666 nucleotides. RefSeq names its product cellular tumor antigen p53-like. The transcript has a single exon. Gene Ontology annotation, cellular component: nucleus. Gene Ontology annotation, molecular function: DNA-binding transcription factor activity, RNA polymerase II-specific; protein binding; RNA polymerase II cis-regulatory region sequence-specific DNA binding. Lineage: Eukaryota; Metazoa; Chordata; Mammalia; Rodentia; Muridae. The coding region runs from base 101 to 1174 and encodes 357 amino acids. The record is from RefSeq and is a predicted model, not a curated record. Gene Ontology annotation, biological process: regulation of transcription by RNA polymerase II; protein tetramerization; apoptotic process.
UGCUAUAGGUAGCGACUAUAGUUAGGGGGUACCUGGCAUCCGGGCCCGCCCCCUACUUCCCAGCAGGGUGUCACGCUCCCCUGAAGACUGGAUAACUGUCAUGGAGGAUUCACAGUCGGAUAUGAGCAUCGAGCUCCCUCUGAGUCAGGAGACAUUUUCAUGCUUAUGGCAACUUCUUCCUCCACAUGAUAUUCUGCCCACCACAACGACAGGGUCACCUAAUUCCAUGGAAGAUCUGUUCCUGCCCCAGGAUGUUGCAGAGUUGUUAGAAGGCCCAGACGAAGCCCUCCAAGUGUCAGCUCCUGCAGCACAGGAACCUGGAACUGAGGCCCCUGCACCCGUGGCCCCUGCUUCAGCUACACCGUGGCCUCUGUCAUCUUCCGUCCCUUCUCAAAAAACUUACCAAGGCAAGUAUGGCUUCCACCUGGGCUUCCUGCAGUCAGGGACAGCCAAGUCUGUUAUGUGCACAUACUCAUCUUCCCUCAAUAAGCUAUUCUGCCAGCUGGCGAAGACAUGCCCUGUGCAGUUGUGGGUCACCUCCACACCUCCACCUGGUACCCGUGUCCGUGCCAUGGCCAUCUACAAGAUGUCACAACACAUGACUGAGGUCGUGAGAUGCUGCCCCCGCCAUGAGCGUUGCUCUGAUGGUGACGGCCUGGCUCCUCCCCAGCAUCUUAUCCGGGUGAAAGGAAAUCCGUAUGCUGAGUAUCUGGACGACAGGCAGACUUUUCGGCACAGCGUGGUGGUACCUUAUGAGCCACCUGAGGUCGGCUCCGACUAUACCACCAUCCACUACAAGUACAUGUGCAACAGCUCCUGCAUGGGGGGCAUGAACCGCCGGCCCAUCCUUACCAUCAUCACGCUGGAAGACUCCGCUGGGAACCUUCUGGGACGGGACAGCUUUGAGGUUCGUAUUUGUGCCUGUCCUGGGAGAGACCGUCGGAAAGAGGAAGAAAAUUUCCACAAAAAGGAAGAGCAUUGCCCGGAGCUGCCCCGGGGGAGUGCAAAGAGAGCACUGCCCACCAGCACAAGCUCCUCUCCCCAGCAAAAGAAAAAACCACUCGAUGGAGAAUAUUUCACCCUUAAGAUUCGUGGGCGUGAGCGCUUCGAGAUGUUCCGAGAGCUGAAUGAGGCCUUGGAAUUAAAGGAUGCCCGUGCUGCCGAGGAGUCAUGAGACAGCAGGGCUCACUCCAGCUACCCAAAGUCCAAGAAGGGCCUGUCUACAUCCCGCCAUAAAAAACCAGUGAUCAAGAAAGUGGGGCCUGACUCAGACUGACAGCCUCUGCGUCCUGUCCGCAUCACCAGCCUUCCCCUCCCCUCCUUUCUUGCCAUUUUAUGACUUUAGGGCUUGUUAUGAGAGCUGACAAGACAAUGCUAGUCCCUUCACUGCCUUUUUUUUUUACCUUGUAGAUAGUACUCGGCCCCCUCUAUGCAAACUGGUUCCUGGCCCAAAUUGGGGAAUGGGUUGGUAGUUGCUGGGUCUCUGCUGGUCCAGUAAAAUCCUAUCCGGCCAGUUGUUGGACCUGGCACCUACAGUGAAAUUUCACCCCACCCCACUGCCUGUAAGAUUCUAUCUUGGGCCCUCAUACGAUCUGUAUCCUCCAGGACCCAUUUCCUCCACUCUGCAAAGCCUGUCUGCAUUUAUCCAUCCCCCACCCCUCUCCCU